Messenger RNA from Actinia tenebrosa (Australian red waratah sea anemone), 2781 nucleotides. RefSeq names its product dynein axonemal assembly factor 5. The record is from RefSeq and is a predicted model, not a curated record. Gene Ontology annotation, cellular component: cytoplasm. Gene Ontology annotation, biological process: cilium movement; outer dynein arm assembly; inner dynein arm assembly. Gene Ontology annotation, molecular function: dynein intermediate chain binding. Lineage: Eukaryota; Metazoa; Cnidaria; Anthozoa; Actiniaria; Actiniidae.
AAGAAAAACUAAUAAAAAUUACAUAGAAAUGCUGAUGGUUUGUGGGUAAUGAAGCUGUCAUUCCCAGUCCUUUGGAAAACGCGCGGGCGAAGAGUUUUUAAAAUGGCGGCAGUUUUGAGUCCUUCAGACACAGAAGACUUUGAAGUCGUUUUGCAGGUAACUCAAAGAGAUAUUAACUGUUUGUCUGAUGACAAUAGAACAACACGACGUAGGGCAUUAGAUAAAAUUCUCAAAGAUGUCCUACAAAGAAAGCCCCCACUAUCUGCACAAGUCCUGCAGAGUUUGUUGGAUGAGCUGGUCAAACCUCUGCUGAAAGUCAUGUCUGACCCAACUGAAAAGUGUAGGGACUUGUCAGUACAAAUAAUGUCAGAAUUUGCUGAUAAAAUUGUAGACGUAUCUGUGUUUCUUCCAUACAUUAUUCCCACCAUAAGUCAGCGUCUUGGCCAACCUGAAAUUGUAGAAAAUUGUGAGGAAUUAAGGCUCGCUUUGGUGAAAUUAUUGACAACUGUGACAAAACUAUGUCAAAACAAAAUGGCAGUCUAUAUUGAUGAUAUGAUAAAAAUAUUCCAGAGGACAAAUCUGGACCCAUUUCAUGAAGUGAGAAAGGAAAGUUUCAAGUGUAUUAAUGUGUUGGCUCCUGCAAUACCAGAGCAGUUCUACUUUCAAGGGAAUUCUUUGGUCAGCUCUUUGUUAAAAACAAUAAGUCAUCAGCACUCUAAAGUCAGAGUAGCCUGCAUUGAGACAAUUGGAGUAGUAAUACAGUAUGGUGAUGGUAAGAAUGUAGAUGAUGUUACAUCUCAUUUAGCGCAGAGGACAUUUGACUCAUCACCUACUGUUAGAGCAAUGGUUACAUCAGUAGUUGGUGACUGGCUCCUGAACCUUAGAGACAGAUAUUCUUAUUUUCAUAAACUUCUUCCAUAUUUAUUGACUGGGUUAUCAGAUGAGAUGCCAGAUAUUAGAAAUAAAUCAAGAGAAUUAAUGGACCAGGUGGGAGAUUUGUAUGCUAAAGAAAAUGAAGAAGAACUGAAGGAUAAGAUUAAUUUUGAUGAGCCUCCCACAUACAGACUGAUAACAGACAUUCCCAGACCAAGUCUAGGCUGCAGAAUCCUCAUCCACCGAAACCUCUCCAAGAUCCUCCCAGCUGCUCUCAGAGAUAUGACAGACUGGACUGUAGACACAAGAAAAAAAGCAUCCGCAUUGGUGUACAAUUUACUAUUCUAUGCCGAGGACAAUACGACUCAGCACAUGGAGGUUCUCUUGAAUGGCUUGUAUAAAGGGUGUCAGGAUGAAGAAAAGGAAGUGGUCAGCCAGGUUAUUGCCAGUGCAGAAUUGGCAGGUAGCUUUGUAGAUCCUGCUGUAUUUUGUAAGCUUGCUCUUCCUCAUCUCAAGACAUCAGCUACCUCUUCGUCACAGUCAUGUACAAACUGCCUUACAAUAUUAGCAGCUCUUAUCCAUGGAUGUAACCCUGAGCUACUUGUUCCACAACUUCAGUAUAUCUGUGAAACCAUUUGCCUGCCUGAGGUCUCCUGUGCAGAACAGCAAUCCACCCAGCAGCAACUCCUCAUCCUCGUCAAUGCUGUACUACAAAAGGCUGGCACACACUGCACCCAAUAUAGCUAUCAGUUGUUCACAGUCAUAAUGCACGUGAAGGCUUUACAGACCCAGUCAGGACUGGAAGAGGAGGUCAUGGCUUCCCUGCAGAUGCUAGCUACUAUACAAAACCUGCAGAGUAUACAACAGCUGUAUGAAAAACACAGUGAAGAACUAUUAACUAAGCUUAAGGCAAGCCACAUGUCAUGGACCAGUCACUCACCUGAAAGACAACUCUUUGAUGUGUUACUCACAAACGCAGGCCCUGUAACUGGACAAGUGCUGCUGGCUGAUGCUAUGCCUAUAUUUGCAUCUUGUUUUGAUAUAAAUAGAGACCCAGAAAUGAGAUUGAAGACCUUUUCACUAAUGUCCAGAUUAGUGAUGGAUGCCUCUAAAUCUGAAGUGUCCAUAGAUGCAUUUAAAGAAUAUUCACUUGCAAUAGUUAAAGAUAUGAUCAUUCCUAACUGUGUUUGGCAAACAGGAAGAACCGCUUCAGCAGUGAGAGCAGCAGCUGUCUCGUGUCUAUGGGCUGUACUGCAAGCAGGUUUACUGACUGAUCAACAAGCUAAAGAUAUCAUGAAAGAACUGCUAACACAGCUCAACACUUGUUUGGACGACCACAAUCAAACCACUAGGCUAGUUUCAUGCAAAGCAUUACAGAAACUUCUCAUUUCCUGUAAAGAUUCCUUCAAUGCUGACACUCUCCAUCAAAUUUAUCCCGAACUGACGAAAAGAAUGGACGACAGCAGCGAUGAAAUCCGUAUCAUGGUCACCAAGACAUUCCUUGCAUUCUUUAGAGCCUUUCCUGCUGACUAUGAUCGAGAUCUUUACAAGUUCCACUUGCAGUCCAUGUUUAAGGGCUUAUUAAUACAUCUAGACGAUCCUACCGCUAGUAUUCAAGAAAGUGUUCUUGCUGCACUACUUGAGGCAGUUCAUAUUGCACCGAAUAUUUUACAAGAGCAAGUUGAAGCUGUAAAACACAAGCACAGAGUGGCAAGGUUUUGUAAUGAAAUUCUAAAGGAAAUCCAGUCCCACACAGCCAUGGAGCAUUAAGAUAACCAUUACAUGUUUUACCAUAUGUAGCAAUGAGAAUGUCUUGCAAUUUUUUUUAAUUUAAUGUAAAAUACUUAAGAGUGACAAUAAUAAUGGAGGUUCUUAUCUAUAUGUUGAAAUAUAUUUGUUUGCAACAUA